This is a messenger RNA of Salvia miltiorrhiza (redroot sage), 1804 nucleotides long. RefSeq names its product protein SUPPRESSOR OF K(+) TRANSPORT GROWTH DEFECT 1. The coding region runs from base 216 to 1517 and encodes 433 amino acids. The record is from RefSeq and is a predicted model, not a curated record. NCBI's taxonomy places the organism in Eukaryota, Viridiplantae, Streptophyta, Magnoliopsida, Lamiales, Lamiaceae. Gene Ontology annotation, biological process: vacuole organization; endosomal transport. The transcript is spliced from 8 exons. Gene Ontology annotation, molecular function: ATP binding; ATP hydrolysis activity.
UUUCAUUUUGAAGUCAACAGGCGUGUAAUUCUCGCAGCCAAGCCAUUCCCCCUAACCCCAAAAUCUCCCAAACUUCAAUCCAAGGAAACCCCAAUUUUUUAAUUUUCCAAUUCUUCAUCAUUUUCCGAUUCAGCGCCCCAAAAUCCCACGCGAAAUCGAGCUGAAUCGACCAAUCCGACCUCCGGAAGAAGCUCAAUUAUUUAUGAUCGGCGACGAUGUAUAGCAAUUUCAAGGAGCAAGCGAUCGAGUACGUACGGCAGGCCGUCGCCGAGGACAACGCCGGAAACUAUGCCAAGGCCUUCCCGCUCUACAUGAACGCGCUAGAGUAUUUCAGGACGCACCUCAAGUACGAGAAGAACCCUAAGAUCAAGGAGGCGAUCACGCAGAAGUUCACCGAGUACUUGCGCCGGGCCGAGGAGAUCCGUGCCGUGCUCGACGAAGGAGGAUCGGGCCCCGCCGCCAACGGGGACGCGGCCGUGGCGACCCGCCCCAAGACCAAGCCCAAGGACGGGAAGGACGGGGAAGGGGAGGAUGGCGAUAAGGAGAAGCUCCGGGCCGGUCUCAACUCCGCGAUUGUUAGAGAGAAGCCCAAUGUUAAGUGGAAUGAUGUGGCUGGAUUGGAGAGCGCAAAGCAGGCGCUGCAGGAGGCCGUGAUUCUCCCCGUGAAGUUCCCACAGUUCUUUACUGGUAAGAGGCGCCCUUGGAGGGCUUUUCUUUUGUAUGGUCCUCCUGGAACGGGAAAGUCAUACUUGGCCAAGGCUGUUGCCACUGAGGCUGACUCAACAUUUUUCAGUGUUUCUUCUUCAGACUUGGUUUCAAAAUGGAUGGGUGAAAGUGAAAAGCUAGUCUCUAAUCUCUUCCAAAUGGCACGUGAAAGUUCCCCCUCGAUCAUAUUUAUUGAUGAAAUAGAUUCCCUCUGUGGAACACGUGGAGAAGGAAAUGAAAGUGAAGCAUCUAGACGAAUUAAAACAGAAUUGCUUGUGCAGAUGCAGGGGGUGGGACACAAUGAUGACAAAGUUCUUGUUCUUGCUGCCACAAAUACUCCUUAUGCUCUUGAUCAGGCUAUAAGGCGGAGGUUUGACAAGCGCAUUUAUAUACCUCUACCAGAUGUGAAGGCACGGCAGCACAUGUUCAAGGUGCAUCUUGGAGAUACUCCUCAUAACUUGAAUGAAAGCGACUUUGAAAGCCUAGCUCGUAAAACAGAAGGUUUUUCUGGUUCAGAUAUUGCUGUUUGUGUUAAAGAUGUCUUGUUUGAACCUGUACGCAAAACACAAGAUGCAAUGUUCUUCAUUAAGACACCUAAUGGCGCAUGGGUGCCAUGUGGACCCAAGCAACCAGGUGCCAUCCAGAUAACCAUGCAGGAGCUUGCUGCAAAAGGACUUGCCGCACAGAUCAACCCACCUCCUAUAUCAAAAUCAGACUUUGACAAGGUGCUUGCUAGGCAAAGACCAACUGUGAGCAAAUCUGAUCUCGAUGUGCAUGAGAGAUUCACAAAGGAAUUUGGCGAGGAAGGCUGACAAACUUGAGGCGCUUUACCCUGCUGCGAUGUGUGUAUCCGGUGACCUUCUGUAUAUUAUGUUUUUUUACUGCAUUCAGAUAUUAGCCCAUCAAACGGGAAGGUUAGACGACUUUGCAUUUUCCUCCAGCAUAUUUGGCCAGGAAAUGAGGCGACACUUCUCAAAUUGCUGUACUUAUUGUUAUUUACAAACAUUAAAACUACUCCAAGAAACGUUGUCAAUAUUGUGUGUUCAUGUGAGGCAACUAAAUGCAGUGGCAUUACAUGAAAGGCUUAUUUUAUCGAUUA